UUGGAGAUCUGGGAACCUCGGAGGGAGCCCGGUGGCGACAGAUGCGAAGGCACCAUGGACUCCCCUGGUGAGCCAAGCUUCCCUUCCGGACUGCUCUCAGGGGGUGCUUCUCCUAGUGGCGAUGAAGGAUUCUUUCCCUUUGUGCUGGAGCGACGAGACUCCUUCCUGGGAGGAGGGCCAGCGCCAGAAGAGCCAGAGGACCUAUCCCUGCAGCUGCAACAGAAAGAGAAGGACCUGUUGCUGGCCGCUGAACUUGGCAAGAUGCUUCUGGAGCGCAACGAGGAGCUUCGGAGGCAGCUGGAGACACUGAACACUCAGCACCUGGAGCGUGAAGAAAAGCUGCAGCAGGAGAAUCAUGAGCUCCGUCGAGGACUGGCUGCCCGGGGUGCUGAGUGGGAGGCCAGAGCUGUGGAACUGGAGGGAGAUGUGGAAGCCCUGCGGGCCCAGCUUGGCGAACAGCGGUCAGAGCGGCAGGACAGUGGUCGAGAGCGGGCGAAGGCCCUUGCUGAACUCAGCGAGCAAAACCUCAGGCUCAGCCAGCAGCUGGCCCAGGCCUCCAGGACUGAGCAGGAGCUUCAGCGGGAGCUGGACACCCUUCGGGGGCAAUGUCAGACUCAGACCCUGGCAGGGGCAGAGCUGAGAGCGAGGCUGGAGAGUCUGCAGGCAGAGAAUCAGAUGCUGCAAGACCGACGGCAGGACCUGGAGGCCCAGAUCCGAGGCCUUCGUGAAGAAGUGGACAAAGGGCAGGGCAGGCUACAGACCACCCAUGAGGAGUUGCUGCUGCUUCGCAGAGAGAGAAAAGAACACAAGCUGGAGCUGGAACGAGCGCGCUUUGAGGCUGGAGAGGCGCUGAGCACGCUGAGGAGGCUGCAGCGGAGGGUGUCGGAGCUGGAGGAGGAGUCGCGACUCCAGGACGCUGAGAUAUCGGGUGCCUCCCUGCAGACCGAGCUCGCCCACAGCCUUGACAGUGACCAAGACCAAGACCAGCAAGUCAAUGAAUGCGGAGGCUCUCAGGCCAUAUUGUCCCCUGAGACUCAAGAGGCAUCCAGUCCCCAGCCUUCAAUCCAGGAAGAGACCUUGGAGCCACCCAAGAAACGAGCAUCCCUGAGCCCAGUGGAGAUACUGGAGGAGAAGGAGGCAGAAGUGGCCAGGCUGCAGGAUGAGAUCACGCUACACCGCACAGAACUACAGACGCUUCGGGAUGAGCUGCAGAGACAAAAGGAGCUGAGAGCACAGGACAAUCCAGAGGAAGCCCUAAGCUGUGCGCUCUCUGACAGGGAUGAAGCAGUGAACAAGGCCCUGAAGCUGUCACUGGAGCUCAGUCGUGUCUCCCUAGAGCGGGACUCUCUGUCCCGGGAGCUGCUGCGCGCCAUCCGCCAGAAGGUGGCGCUGACGCAAGAGCUCGAGGCUUGGCAGGACGACAUGCAGGUAGUGAUUGGACAGCAGCUGCGCUCCCAGCGCCAGAAAGAGCUCAGUGAGGCUGCAGCCACCCCAAGACGCGCGAAGACCCGCUUUUCACUGCGCCUGGGAUCGGGGCAGAGUGGAAGCUUUCUGAGCAACCUCUUCCGAAGGACCUGAGGGUUGGGGGCCAGGGCUACCUUUUCUCACUCUGGAGCUCAAUUUCCUAACAGCCAAUGGAACCACGGGGCCUAAAAUAACUUCCAAGGGAAGUCUUCCAUGCCCCAAGAGGUGUACAAAGGCACUUUGGGUGCUGGGGCCAGCUUUGGGGCAGGUGCCCCAGGUGGGUGGCGGGAGCAGAGCUGUUUAUUUUUUGAAUCUAUAUAGAUCUAUCUUUUCUAAGCGCCAGGUCCUGCCCCAUCUGUGUGAGAGGGGUGGGGAUGGGUAUUUAUGUGUAAGGAUAAGUCAGAGCUAGAUAUACAUAUAUAUAAAUCACUAUACUUAAUUGGUCUCCAUUUUUGGGAAGAAAAUGCAAACAAGAAAA
This is a messenger RNA of Mus pahari (shrew mouse), 1942 nucleotides long. It is a transcript of the gene Bicdl2, whose product is annotated as BICD family like cargo adaptor 2. The record is from RefSeq and is a predicted model, not a curated record. NCBI's taxonomy places the organism in Eukaryota, Metazoa, Chordata, Mammalia, Rodentia, Muridae. Gene Ontology annotation, biological process: Golgi to secretory granule transport; vesicle transport along microtubule. The transcript is spliced from 10 exons. Bases 55 to 1578 code for a protein of 507 amino acids.